Molecule: messenger RNA, 965 nt
Organism: Vicia villosa (hairy vetch)
Lineage: Eukaryota; Viridiplantae; Streptophyta; Magnoliopsida; Fabales; Fabaceae
Product: putative F-box/FBD/LRR-repeat protein At5g22670
Exons: 1
Coding region: 1-747 (248 amino acids)
Molecular function (GO): protein binding
Source: RefSeq, a predicted model, not a curated record
AUGGCUUCCGAUAGAAUUAGCGAAUUACCAAAUUCUCUACUCAGUCAGAUUCUGUCAUAUCUUCCCACAAAACUGGCUGCUACCACAGAUAUUCUCUCUAAAAGAUGGAAGUCAGUCUGGCUCUCAGUCCCUAUCCUAUACUUUGACGAUGAUGCUGUCCAAGACUUUCAUUCCUUUACCAAUUUUAUGUCUUCAACCAUGUCUUCGCGUGAUGUUAUGCUUCCAAUCCGGUCUUUCACCUUCAAAUGUGCGAACAGAUCUUCACCAUACGAUCUGAAUGAUCUCAAUAAAUCGGUUAGCUAUGCUGUUAAACAAGGAAGAUUGGAGAGUCUCAACCUUCAUAUGCCGUUUCAUUCUCUUUUAAUUUUAUCCCUUGACCUCGUAAAAAUAGAAUUAUCUCCUUGCAUUUUUACUUGUAAGACACUUCAGGUUUUAAAUUUGAGGAAUAUAAUAAUGAGAGAUAUUUCUCCUCAUUAUAAGUUCGAUCUUCCCCUUCUCAAAACUCUCCAUUGGAGAAGUGUUCUUUUUGACAAUUAUGAUUAUCCUAUCAAGCUUUUGUCAAGUUGUCCCGUUCUAGAGGAAUUGCAUGCCUAUCAUUCACGUAUGAUAUACUUUUUGGUGGAAAAUUUCUCACCCGUCACCAAGGUCUUACCCAUCACCAAUUUGUUGACAGCAAGGAUAUGUGAUAUCAAUUUUCCAAUUACUAUGCUUACUGAGGUUGAGAACCUGCAUUUAGAUACGGUAUGAAUACCAUUCCCUACCUAAAUUGUUUUUAUUUUCUUGUAUAAAACUCUCAGCCAUGCAAAUAUAUAUGCAUCUAAAUAAUUUUUUGUGUGUAACUCGUGCAGGGCUUGUCACUUAGUGACCAGGGCUUGUCACUUAAUGACCCGUUUCCAAUAUUUAACCGACUAACUCAUAUUGACCUUAUCUAUAAAAUUGGAGGAAACUUCCCCCAAAAUUCAAAA